AAUAUUGCGGGCAUUUCCCAAGUUGGAGACACCGUAAGAUGGUCCACAACCGCAACCGGCCUGGCAAGGGCAAAGUAAAGGUCACGCGCAAGUCCAAGCCCAUCCGCAAGUACAAGACCAAGUUCGUGGGCGAUGCCAAGAUCAAGGAAGUGUGGGACCACAAGCUCACGACGGCGCAAAACUACGAAAAGAUUGGGCUAUGGAAGAACCCCAACUCGAUCGAACACAUCCGAGAGUGCACGGACGAAGUGAUCGACCCCGACGAGCUGUUUGACGUUCCGGACAGCGACGUGUUGACAUUCCACGACAAGAACCACAAAAAGGCCGAGAAUCACAUGUCGGAACUCGAAAUUCAGUACUUGCGUCCGAUUAUCAAGAAGCACGGCGACGACUAUGACGCCAUGGCACGAGACAUUAAGGUCAACAACGAGCAGUGGACCGUGGCCAAACUGAAGCGCCGAUGUGCGCGCUUGAAGCUCGUCGAUUCCAAUAUCAUCAAGCAAUAAACGUUCCAUUCACUUUACA
Aphanomyces astaci is the source of this 525-nucleotide messenger RNA. RefSeq lists its product as hypothetical. The coding region runs from base 39 to 506 and encodes 155 amino acids. Gene Ontology annotation, cellular component: nucleolus. Gene Ontology annotation, biological process: ribosomal large subunit biogenesis. Lineage: Eukaryota; Oomycota; Saprolegniomycetes; Saprolegniales; Verrucalvaceae. The record is from RefSeq and is a predicted model, not a curated record. The transcript has 3 exons.